UGAAGCGAGUCGGUCCGGGGCAGAGGCGGCUGAAGCUCGGCAGUAACAGACUGUACCAUGGUGCUCAAGCAGUGUCAGUCCGGACUCAAACUCUCCACUUUGAACCGCCUCGAGAAGCGCUGCGACUUCAUCCGGCAGCGCGCGAGGAAGUUCGCGGCUCCGAGUCGAGUCGAGCCGAGUUUCCCGGGCGCCGCGAGAGGAAGACCGGCUGCCGCCACACAGGUGUCCGCCAGAGAGCUCAGCACGUCUGCCAGAGUCUUCCAGUACGACCUGAAGCCAGAUGUGCCGAAGUCUGAAGGCCGGAAGCUGUUUUUUGACACCCAUGCAGUGGUGCGGCUCUUUGAGGACAACGGUUUCACCACCCAGCAAGCUGAAGCGCUGGUCAAAGUGCUGGUGAGGAUGACGAACUCCAACAUGGAUCUCAUUUACGGCGACAUGGUCACCAAAGUGCAGCAGGAGAUCAUGCUGCAGAGGGUGAUGUCUCAAAUCGCAGCUGUGAAGAAGGACAUGAUCAUCCUGGAGAAGAGCGAGUUCACUACGCUGCUGGCAGAGAGUGAGAAACUCAAGAUCCAGUUGUUACAGCUCAAGGUCCAGCUGGCUGAUGUAAUGAAUAAAGUGCGCUCUGACAAUAUUUUGGACAUUAAUUUAGAGAAGAGCCGCGUAAAAGAGCUGAAAGCACAGCAUGAGAAGAAACUUCUAGAAACACGAACAGAGAUUUUGGAAAUGACUGCAGAACAAGACCGCCAUUUGACUCAGACAAACAUGAAAAUCGACACCGAAGUGGCCGGUUUAAAAACAAUGCUGGAGUCUCACAAACUGGACACGAUCAAAUACCUUGCAGGUUCCGUGUUCACCUGUCUCACUGUGGUCUUGGGUUUCUAUCGGAUUUGGAUGUGAAAACGACUUUUAAUCUGAAGUUGAUAUGAGCUGACAUUUGCACUUAAGCUUCAUCCAGACUUGCUGCCUUUUAUAUCUGAUCCUGUUUUCUCUUUUUAUUUUUCAAUUAUCAGUUUGCACCCACCCGUGCCUUGUUAACCAAGCCUCCUCGCCUGGGAAAGUUUAAUCACACUGUGCCUGUUUUUAUUAGUAUUUUUUUUUUUUAUGCCCAGUGCAAUCUAGCUGUUAGAACAAAUCUUGUGUUGUGUGUAAAUGCAGUCUUUCUUUACAUGAAGAUUUGUGUCUACUACAGAAACACAAAUACUGGCACUGCAUUUAAUCAAAGCUGGUCAAACUGAAUUUUUAACGCUGUAUAUAUUUUAUACAUCUAUAUAAGAAGGUCUUAUCAAUGGUGUUACUAACCACAAUAUUCUUUGACAUUUAUUAUUUAUGGUGUGAAUAAAAGUGUGUACU
Salarias fasciatus (jewelled blenny) is the source of this 1350-nucleotide messenger RNA. It is a transcript of the gene mcur1, whose product is annotated as mitochondrial calcium uniporter regulator 1. The transcript has 9 exons. Gene Ontology annotation, cellular component: mitochondrial inner membrane; mitochondrion. NCBI's taxonomy places the organism in Eukaryota, Metazoa, Chordata, Actinopteri, Blenniiformes, Blenniidae. Gene Ontology annotation, biological process: positive regulation of mitochondrial calcium ion concentration; calcium import into the mitochondrion. Bases 58 to 897 code for a protein of 279 amino acids. The record is from RefSeq and is a predicted model, not a curated record.